UGAUCGAUUUCAACGCUUGCUAACUUCACACUGGUUCCGCGUGUUGAUGCUGAACACGGUAUCGUGAACAAACAAGUUUUUAGGAUCAUAGAGACGCAAAUUUAGGCCAAAAUCUGAAAAAAUGGACAUGAAGAAAAGAGUUUCUUUAGAACUGAGGCACCGGUCACCAACAGAGGUCCAAGAGCUGGUUCUGGACAACUGUCGUUCCAGUGAGGGAAAGAUUGAAGGAAUCACAGGGGAGUUCUCAAAUCUGGAGCUGCUCAGCCUCAUCAAUGUCGGCCUGACCAGUGUAGCAGACAUCCCCAAACUGGGCAAACUGAAAAAGCUGGAGCUGAGUGACAACAGGAUAUCAGGCGGUUUGGAGGUCCUGGCGGAGCGCCUUGUCAAUCUAACGCACCUCAACCUCAGCGGGAACAAGUUUAAAGACAUCAGCACGCUGGAGCCGCUGAAAAAGCUGCCUCAGCUGAAGAGUCUGGACCUGUUUAACUGUGAGGUGACAAACCUGGCCGAGUACAGGGACUCCAUCUUCAAGCUCCUCCCCCAGCUCAUUUACCUGGACGGCUAUGACAUCAAUGACUGCGAGGCGUCCGACUCUGACGGAGAGGGAGAUGGGGUGGAGGAUGAGGACGAGGAAGAGGGGGAGUCAGAGGACUUUGAAGACGAGGAAGAGGAAGAUGAAGAAGACGUGGUGGCUGAAGAUGAUGAUGACGAUGAAGACAGUGGUGAUGAUGAGGAUGCAGAGGUGAACGGAGAUUUGGACAGUGACGAAGAUGAAGAUGAUGAAGACGAGGAGGAAGACGAGGAUUCAUCUCCAGCUAAAGGAGAGAAGAGAAAGAGGGACCCCGAUGAUGAGGAUGAAGAUGAUGAUUGAGGGUUCACAGAGGCCCCUGCAAACCCCUCUGACCUCUGGCCCAGCCUCCUCCUACCUUACCUCCUUUAUCCCUACACCCGUGGGCUGCAUCCCAUUUCUGAAUCUGGUCUCCUCCUCCUCACCCUUCAUCAGCUUCUUCUCACAGAUCCAAACUACUUCUAUUAAUGAUUUAAAAUUCUCCGCCUGACCAGCCCAAACUGUCUCGUAUUACAACACGUCUACUUUUCUGAACUCAGGAACCAAACAUUUAACUUUCCAACUCCGAAGCACCCGUUGUUCAUUUCAUAGCCAAGAGUGACUCAUUAAAUGUCUUUUGUGCAACCAAACGACCCAAAAUCUGCAUGUUUUUCACUCAGAUCAGUGACACAUGGUCAUAUUUUAGUGGAUUUUGUACACAUGUAACUAAGCAGGAUAUUUAAAGUUCUUCUAAAUAAAGCCUCGGCUCAGAGAUAAAAACUCAGGACUUUUUAACGGGAUAAAAACAUUGCUUCAGCACUCUGAAGCCAAACUGUUUGUCUUCCUGUGGAGAGAAAACAAUUUCUUUAAAACUUUGAAUCAAAUUUCUUGUUUAAAAAGAAGGAAAAGCACCAGUUUUUACAGGAAAGCAGCUCAGAUAACAUCAGAUGAGAAUGAAUGAGUUCAGAUUCUGUCUGCAGAGGCUGAUGGAUCAUCCAAACCAUCCUCCUCCUCCUUCUCCUCCCGUCUGUCCAGCUGAUGUUCUCUGACAUCAUCGUGAUGUCACUGAGUUGAACAUCUGAGAUCCUCCUAAACCAGACCCUCCUCCAGCCCCCCUUUCCCCCCACCGCGGCCGAGCGCGCUCAGGGCAGAUUGUAUUUUCUCCGUUUUGUUUUUUGUUUUGUUUUUGCCAACAGAGCUUUUUAAAAGAAAUAUUUUUUCAGAGAAUUUUUGUUUACUUUGGUAUGGUUGUCUGGGGACGCCGUCUCUCUUCAUCCCUCCCUUUGCCUUCUCAUUUGUUUCUGCUUGGUAGUUUGUUUCCUUGUUAAUUUUUUUUUUUUACUUCUGUAAGUUAAACAAUAAACCAAAAAAAAAAAACAAACAAAAAAAGACUUUGUAAAUAAAAUCUUAACAUUU
This is a messenger RNA of Melanotaenia boesemani (Boeseman's rainbowfish), 1963 nucleotides long. Its product is annotated as acidic leucine-rich nuclear phosphoprotein 32 family member B-like. Gene Ontology annotation, cellular component: nucleus. NCBI's taxonomy places the organism in Eukaryota, Metazoa, Chordata, Actinopteri, Atheriniformes, Melanotaeniidae. The transcript has 7 exons. The record is from RefSeq and is a predicted model, not a curated record. Bases 122 to 871 code for a protein of 249 amino acids. Gene Ontology annotation, molecular function: histone binding. Gene Ontology annotation, biological process: regulation of apoptotic process.